Molecule: messenger RNA, 763 nt
Organism: Prunus dulcis (almond)
Lineage: Eukaryota; Viridiplantae; Streptophyta; Magnoliopsida; Rosales; Rosaceae
Product: CDGSH iron-sulfur domain-containing protein NEET
Exons: 2
Coding region: 103-489 (128 amino acids)
Biological process (GO): regulation of autophagy
Cellular component (GO): mitochondrial outer membrane; intracellular membrane-bounded organelle
Molecular function (GO): 2 iron, 2 sulfur cluster binding
Source: RefSeq, a predicted model, not a curated record
UGUGCCAUCCACAAGUCCCAAGACCGAAGCACUACCAACCUUCCGCCUAACUAACCCAUCGGUCGUUUCGUUUGAGGGCAAGAAAUCUCCAGACCCAUUACAAUGGCGUCGAUUGUAAGCACGGCCGGAUUAACUUCUUGCGGUCACAGAAAACCUUCAAUGGAGGGUUUGAAACUGAGUAGCAGAAAAGCUAUGACCUUCGGGACCCAAUUGGCCUACCCUGUUUCCUCUUCUUCUGGUUGUGGUUAUAGCAGAAGGAUGAAGCCCAUGGUGGUGGUGAAAGCAGAGGCUCAACCCAUAAACCCUGAAAUUAGGAAGAGCGAGGAAAAGGUUGUGGACUCUGUUGUCGUCGGUGAACUCUCUAAGCCCCUCACAGUUUAUUGCAGGUGUUGGAGGUCAGGGACUUUCCCUCUGUGCGAUGGAAGCCAUGUAAAGCACAAUAAGGCUACUGGUGACAACGUUGGACCAUUGCUCCUCAAGAAGCAGUAAGCGGCAUUUCGAUGUUAGUAGAGGUGUUGUUUUGACUGUUUAUUUGAGAUCUGAACAGUAUGUGUAUUGUUAUAAUCGUCACAUUUCAAAUAACGUACGAGUUGUACCCUUUAUUUCACUCAUAUUGACUGACAGAAGCAUCCGUUAGUAUUAGAAUACUGGUCAACCAGAGCUCAUUGCUUUCAGACUCUGGAUGUUGAAUCUUGCACGCCUAAUUGGUUUUGCACUCCAUUUCUUGUGGAAUAAUAUGCACCUUCUUCUUGAAGUUUUUCUA